AUGUGCAAAAAUAUGAAUCUUGGAAAGCUCAGAAUUAGAUUCAUCAAGUCUCAUUACAUCGCUACUUUCUUCCUCGUAGCUUUGGCCGGCGCUAUUCUUUAUCUCACCGUCGACAACAAUGUAGUGAGGGAGGAAGAAUCAAAAGAAGAGAAUCGAGAAACGACGAAGGAAGGCAACGACGUCGUUGCAGCUGGAAAUGAGGAGGCUAGGUGCGAUUUGUUUUCAGGCAAAUGGAUUUACGACGACGUUUCACGACCGUUGUACGACGAAGAGAAGUGUAGUUUCAUGAUAGGUGAUUAUGCUUGUAAGAAAUAUGGAAGAAAAGAGUUUGAAUAUCAAAAAUGGAGAUGGCAACCUCAUCAUUGUGAUCUUCCAAGGUUUAAUGGGACUGCAUUGCUGGAGAAGAUAAGAGGCAAGAGGGUUGUGUUUGUUGGAGAUUCUUUGAACAGGAAUCAAUGGGUUUCAAUGCUUUGUCUAAUCGAAUCUUCUCUGAAUCAAUCGUUGAAUAAGAGUGUGACGAGAUAUGAGAAUUUGUUUGUGUUCAGGGCAAUUGAAUACAAUGCGACAAUUGAGUUCUAUUGGUCACCGUUACUAGUAGAGUCGAAUUGCGACGAUCCAGACACUCACUCUAUCAGAGAUCGAAUACUUAGAAUCACAUCUAUCGAGAAGCACGCGAGACAUUGGAAUGAUGCAGAUAUUCUCAUCUUUGAUUCAUUUAUGUGGUGGCUAGAGCCAACCAUGACAUUCUUAUGGGGCUCAUUUGGGAGCUCUGAUGCAAUAGCUAAAAAAGUUGGAAUGAGGUAUCGUCGUUAUGAAAUGGCUCUAACCACAUGGUCGGAUUGGUUGGAAGUCAACGUCAAUCGAACCAAAACCAAGAUUUUCUUUAUGAGUCUCUCACCUUAUCACUUCUUUGCGGAAACAUGGGAUGAAGGAUACAACUGCUACAAUGAAACACAACCGAUAUCAAAGGAGGACUAUUGGGGAAUCUCAACAGAUCGAGAAAUGAUGGAGGUUGCUGAAUCAAUCCUACAAAAGAUGGAGAAGAGGGGCGUCAAUAUUGAGUAUUUGAAUAUAACAAAAUUAUCAGAUUAUAGAAAGGAUGCCCAUCCAACCAUUUAUAGAAAAUUCCCUUAUCCCAUCACUGAAGAGAAGCGGGCUAAUCCGACGAGCUAUUCGGAUUGUGUUCAUUGGUGUCUGCCGGGAGUGCCUGAUAUUUGGAACCAGAUUCUUUAUUCUUACAUUAUUGCAUCUUAA
This is a messenger RNA of Salvia splendens (bonfire salvia), 1254 nucleotides long. Its product is annotated as protein trichome birefringence-like 34. The transcript is spliced from 5 exons. The coding region runs from base 1 to 1254 and encodes 417 amino acids. Gene Ontology annotation, cellular component: Golgi apparatus. NCBI's taxonomy places the organism in Eukaryota, Viridiplantae, Streptophyta, Magnoliopsida, Lamiales, Lamiaceae. Gene Ontology annotation, molecular function: O-acetyltransferase activity. The record is from RefSeq and is a predicted model, not a curated record.